UGAAAAUUUAAGGCGAUUCUUUCGAUUUAUGAUUUCAUUAGCGAUUUGUUGGGACACACAAUGGUAAUGGUAUCGAGGUUGAUGCAAGCAGACCGAUGUGACCGGAACAUUGCGAGUAGAACGAUCAUCACAGCGUCACGCAACUUGGUGAGGUCGCUGUCAAGGUCGUCACGUGUACUAACUAUUAUCACCACCACCCUCGCCACUUGAAUGUUACGUCGGAUCGACGGGUUCGGGGUGGUCGAAGAUCACAGCGGAUUCUUUCAGUGGUUGUUCGCUGGUCACCACCUUCGUGAGGUUAAUUCUGGCGGGUCCUAAACGAGGACAAUCCGCCGGUUAGCCGGUUUCGUGGGGGUAGAUGGCUAACGGAAGCGGCAGGUGGUGGUUCCUGGAUUGCACAGCGUAGGGGAUGUCGCGUCCUGGUGGUAAGACCUAUCUGAACCUGUGGCGUGAAUUCCUGGCCUACAACUCGACCGCCAGGAGAUUUGGCUUAAAUCGGCGUCUGGGAAAACCCGGGAUGAAUGUUUCCACGGUGUUUCCUGAAGGAUACGUGGAAAAUGAUCGAGUGCAGCGGCAUACAUCAUCGAUGCCCAAGGAGGACGAGGACAGAUCCGCUCAGGAACGACAUCGACGUAUGAAGGAGUUCGUUGGCCUGGAGGAGGUCACCAAGCUCGAUUUUCUCGUGAUGCUGUUCGCCGAGAUCCUGGGCACGUUUCUGCUGGUCCUUCUAGGUUGCGCUUCUUGCAUUUCAUGGAUAAGCACGUCGCCGCCGACUGUUUUGCACAUCGCAUUCACCUUCGGUUUGGCAGUGACAAGUUUAGUACAGGUUCUAGGUCCGAUUUCUGGCUGUCACAUAAACCCAGCUGUGUCAGUCGGUCUGUUAGUCAGCGGAAAUUGCAGUUUUCUCAAAACCAUCUGUUAUACAGUCUGUCAGUGCUGCGGCGCUAUAGCGGGUUCUGUUGUUCUUAAGCUGCUUUUACCUAAAACGCAAGUCGCCCAUGGCCUAGGCGCCACCGCGUUACACCGUGAAGUGACUGAAGCUCAGGGCGUAGGAGUGGAAAUAAUCAUCACGUUCCUGCUGGUGCUCGUCGUGCACGCCGUCACGGAUCCCAAGAGGACCGACGUGAAGGGUUGGGCCCCACUUGCGAUCGGCUUGGCGAUCGCGGUAGCUCAUAUGGCGGCGGUGCCCAUCACCGGUAGCAGCAUGAAUCCAGCUAGGAGUCUGGGUCCGGCCGUGGUGGACGACAAGUACAAAGAUCUGUGGAUCUACUGGGUGGGUCCACUCAUCGGCGCCGCUGUAGCCGGUGGCGUGUAUAGAAUGGGCCUCAAAGCCAACAAAGAGGACGAGGAGGGUUCGUAUGACUUUUAAAAACGACCUCUGAAUCCUACGGACGCGCAAGAUGAGCUCUAACAAUAAUAUCCUGCGAAGAUCGAAGAUUUCCCGAGUGUAAAUAAAGAAGUAGAAUUGUGAGGAUAACGACGCGAAGAUCGCGAAACGAUUACGUGACCUUCGUUCGUUGUAUUUAACAAGAUCAUGUUCGCGAAGAAAUACGAUUUGUAGGAUAGAUUUCUAAGUGGAAUUAAACGCUGCGAAUUAAAAGAGAUCGAAUUGUUAGAUUCGACGUAUUCAGGAAGGAAGAUUAUUUCGGUCAAAAUUAUUUUGUGUAAAUCUAUUAAACAUUUUACCUUUUCUUUAUAUUCUAUUUUAUCUGGAAACGUAUUAUUUAUAUCAUUUACAUUCAAUAUCAGAUGGUGCUGUCUAGAUGUUUGUUUUUGUCUAGAGUCUUUUUUUUAUUCAACAGAUUUAAACCAGAAAAAGCCACUUAAGCCUAUUCUACAGUGUACUCUUUGUUUCCUGUUUCUUGCUCUUUAUCUCUUGCUUUUUCCCCCUUUAUAACUGUUUUAUCGAUAAUUGUAUUGCUACGUGUUUCCUAUUUCUUCCGAAGUUCAAUAACUUUUAUUUCGGGUGACAUAAAAUAAAAAACCGGAUAAGAAGCAAAAA
Trachymyrmex cornetzi is the source of this 2002-nucleotide messenger RNA. Its product is annotated as aquaporin AQPAn.G. NCBI's taxonomy places the organism in Eukaryota, Metazoa, Arthropoda, Insecta, Hymenoptera, Formicidae. Gene Ontology annotation, cellular component: plasma membrane. The record is from RefSeq and is a predicted model, not a curated record. Gene Ontology annotation, biological process: transmembrane transport. Gene Ontology annotation, molecular function: channel activity. The transcript has 5 exons. Bases 410 to 1369 code for a protein of 319 amino acids.